AUGGCGCAGGGUGUCUCGCUACUUCUCUUGCCGGCUCUGGCUCCAUCUCCAUCGUCCUCCUCGUUCAGCUCAGCGUACAAGAUCACAUUUGAGUCCUUACUGCCCAAGCUUGUCCCUGCCGACAAAGACUCCACCUCCCGUCUGGACGUCGGUCUGGUCCUGUCUUCGUCUUAUCCCGUGAGCACUGACACUUCACGCGCCACUGUAUUUCCCCUCAUCCAAGACCUCUUGAAGAAGUCGUACAGCCUUGUUUGUACCGUCGCCGCUCAGAAAGGGAUCGACCUCGACUUCCCUGGCGGUAUCGAUGUGAGGAUAUUCGUCUUGGAAGCUCGGCUGGACGAACUGCCGGACAAUGUUGUCGGCAAGCAAUAUCUCUCCGGACCAAUUGUGGACAUCAAGACAUUCGCCCUCUCCGACCGAUCUUACACGGCUCUCUAUUCUGUCGAAGGUGAGGGUCAAGAGGCCACCCUGCAGCAAGUGAUCAGAAUAUGGAACUCCAAGUCCAGCCCUCCGCCACUACCACCCAUUCACCGUCUCCAGAGUGGCCCUGCGAUUAAUCAUCCCGAAAGCACCUCUGAAAAACACUCGGAAUCAAUCAUCGAAGACGGACCGCUUCCGAUCCACCGAUCUGUCGCUGUUGGCGGUACAUUUGACCACGUACAUAUUGGCCACAAACUGCUCCUAACCGCUACAAUUCUCACGGCAGAGCCAGCUCAGUCUCCCAACCCCAAGUCGAACGAAUCCCGAUUGAUCACGGUGGGUAUCACCGGAGACGAACUACUCGUUAACAAAAAGUACGGCUCAUUAGUCGAACAAUGGAAUGUCCGACAACAACGUACCGCGGAUUUCAUAGACUCCAUUCUGGCGUUCUACCCUCGCAAGUCAAGCACGGGCACAACUACAGCAGGGAAUAGUCCCUCCGCCACCGAGUAUAUCGACCAACCGGGCCCUAAUGGCAAGGUCGUCCGUGUCAAAUACCAUCUCCCCAGCCCCUCCGCUGUAAAUGCAAGCAACGGCGCGGCAGACAUAACGAUAAACUACACCCAAAUUUCCGAUCCGUUUGGGCCUACCAUUACAGACCCGGAUAUCACUGCAUUGGUAAUUUCGGCCGAGACGCGCAGUGGCGGGAAGGCCGUCAACGACAAAAGGAAGGAAAAGGGCUGGAAAGCUCUAGAAAUUUUCGAGGUCGAUGUCUUGGAUGCAGGCGUUGGACUAGACGACGAGCUGACCAAGGACGAGGAACAAAAGACGACCUUUGAGACUAAAAUCAGCAGUACCGAAAUCAGAAGAAGGCUACAGGAGCGAGGGCCAGCAACGCACCACUAG
This is a messenger RNA of Fonsecaea nubica, 1326 nucleotides long. RefSeq lists its product as hypothetical. The record is from RefSeq and is a predicted model, not a curated record. The transcript has a single exon. NCBI's taxonomy places the organism in Eukaryota, Fungi, Ascomycota, Eurotiomycetes, Chaetothyriales, Herpotrichiellaceae. Gene Ontology annotation, biological process: coenzyme A biosynthetic process. Bases 1 to 1326 code for a protein of 441 amino acids. Gene Ontology annotation, molecular function: dephospho-CoA kinase activity.